AUCAGAGUCUGUAGGUUUGCAGUGAACAUGCUGAGAAGAGUCACAGGCAGAGAUGGCAUGUAGUGCCUUGGCUAUCAUCCUGGCUCAGAGGUAAGAAGAAAGCAGUAAACAUCAGCACCAGCCCCUUGGCAACUAGGCAACUUAGAGGAGGAUGUCCUAUCAAGAUGAAUAUGGGUCAUUCAAGAAUUAACUCCAUACUCAUCUUCUACCUCAGUUUUUUGUUACUCAUCCAUUUAAAAAAGUCAAUUAGCAUAAGAAAUGAUUCCAGGUGCCUGUCAAACUCUUGCCAAAAGAACUCUACAUGUGAUGCUGCUGCUAAGGACGAUUCUUGCCGCUGUGCAGACACAGUUGAUAUUUUGGGGAAAGACUGCAAUAAAACUGAUGAUCCUUGCACCUCAAACCCUUGUCUUCAAAAUGCUACCUGUUUAAGCACUGCAGGAAACCUCAGCUUUACUUGUGAAUGCCACACUGGAACUACCUGUGAAACAGCCAUCAGCCUCUGUGACACAAACCCUUGUAGACAUGGAGGCACUUGUCAGAAUGGCCUGGCUGGCCCUACCUGUGUUUGUAGUGCAGGAUACACGGGCAUGCUGUGUGAGACCUACUUCAAUGUGUGCAUUUCUAAUCCGUGCCACAAUGGAGCAUUGUGCAGGGAAGGAAUUGACGGGUACUCCUGCUACUGUGUCCCAGGCUAUCAAGGCAAGCACUGUGACCUGGAAGUAAAUGAAUGUGAUUCAGAUCCCUGCUUGAAUGGGGCUACAUGUCUGAACCAGAUAGGCAAGUAUGACUGCAUCUGCCCAGCUGAGUAUAUGGGUAUAAACUGUGAGCUGGAGACUGAUGAGUGUUUGUCACAGCCCUGUCUAAAUGGUGCAACCUGUCAUGAUACUUUGGGUAGCUAUUUCUGUUCCUGUGCACUUGGAUUCCUAGGUGAACUCUGUGAAAUCAACAUUGAUGAGUGUGCCAGUCAGCCAUGCCUCAAUGGAGGGCAGUGUAUAGAUGAUGCCAAUCGGUAUAGCUGCAACUGUACCAGUAGUGGAUUUAUGGGCCUGCACUGUGAAAUCUUAAUUCCCUUAUGCCAGUCCCAACCAUGCCACAAUAAUGCUACCUGUGAGGACAGCGCUGAGAAUUAUACAUGCCACUGUUGGCCAGGGUAUGCGGGUUCCCAUUGUGAGAUUGAUGUAAAUGAAUGCAGCAGUAAUCCAUGCUUCUACCAGAGUGAAUGUGUGGAGCUGUCCUGGACAACCUGGUAUGGACGUAUUCUAGAACUGCCAGCAGAUUUCAGCUACAGCAGAGCAUCGGGUUAUGUGUGUAAUUGUCGGCCAGGAUUCACAGGUAUUCACUGUGAAGAAGACAUCAAUGAAUGUUACAUGAACCCUUGUCAAAAUGGUGGCACCUGUGAGAAUUUUCCUGGAAAUUACACUUGUCAUUGCCCAUUUGGAGAGAAGGAGGGGAUUUCUUAUGGUGGCAGGAACUGUACGGAGGUCCUCCUUGGCUGCAAUGACCAUCAAUGCCAAAACAGUGGUUUAUGUAUCCCUCAUUUAAAAAAUGGCCACCAUGGAUCCAGCUGCAUCUGCCCACCUGGGUAUACUGGAACACACUGUGAAACAAUAACCACCUUUUCUUUUGAGGGAAAUGGUUUCCUUUGGGUGAACAGUGACAUGACAGCUGUACAGGGAUCUUUCUAUAACAUAAACCUGAGGUUUCAGACUGUGCAACCUACAGCUUUUAUAUUUCACCGAGGGGAGAAAGAUACAUUUGUCAGGUUGGAAUUACUGAAUGGCUGCUUACACUUAUUCAUGCAAGUCAAUAACCAGACACAGGUUCUUUUGCAUAUUUCACAUAAUGUCAGUGAUGGAGAAUGGCAUUCCGUGGAGGUAACCUUAGCAAGAGCUGUUACCCUUAAUUUACUUGACAGUUCUUGUAUGGAAUCAUGUGUCAAUAAAUCUACUACUGCAAUAGAUAGUGAUCAACUGAUGCUUGCAUUUCAGAGCACAUUUUUGGGUGGUUUGCCAGUGGGAAACAUGAGCAGUGACUCUCCACCUAACAUCUAUAAUAUGCAUUCUGCACCUUCAUUUGUAGGAUGUCUUCAGGACAUUGAAAUAGACUUGAACAUUAUUACCCCUGAGAACAUAUCAAGUGAAACAUCUUUAAAUGUCAAAUCAGGCUGUACGAAACAGGACAGGUGUGAAAACCACCCUUGUCAAAAUAGGGGACGCUGCAUCAACUUGUGGCUGAGUUAUCAAUGUGACUGCUACAGGCCCUACACAGGGCCAAACUGUUCAACAGAGUACAUGCCAGGCCGAUUUGGACGUGACGACUCCUUGGGGUAUGCUGCUUUUUCUGUUGAUGGUAGUCAGAACGAAAACAUGACUAUAUCAAUGUUUGUCCGAACACGGAAGUCUUCUGGCUUGUUACUAGCUGUGAGGAACUGUACAUCUCUGUAUAUAAGGAUCUGGUUGGAAGAUGGGAAACUAGUCAUGUUAGCCUCAAAUUCCACCAAAUUGUUCAGCACAUGGACUGUGAGUGAUGGAAAUUUUUACUUAAUAUCAUUAAAAAUAGAGCCAAAUAAGGCUGAAUUGUUCCAGUCAUCUCAACAGCUAGGCUACAUUUCUACCCCAAUACUAACAGUCCAAAGUGGGGAUAUUCUCUAUAUUGGAGGACUCCCAGACAAACAAGAAACUGAUGUAAACGGUGGGUAUUUUAAAGGCUGUAUCCAAGAUUUAAGACUGAAUAAUCAACAGCUGGAAUUCUUCCCCACUACCACAUCACUGUAUUCUGUCAUCAACCGAACACUGAUCAAUGUGACCCAGGGUUGUACUGGUGACAAUCUUUGCAAGUCCAACCCUUGCCACAAUGGUGGCAUUUGCUAUUCUAUCUGGGAUGACUUCACUUGCACAUGCCCCCCAAACACAGCAGGGAAAGCAUGCGAGGAAGUUAAGUGGUGUGAGCUCAGCCCUUGUCCUCACGAAGCACAGUGCCAGCUGGUACACCAAGGAUUUGAAUGUGUUGCCAAUGCAGUGUUUAGCGGCAGAAGCAGUGCAAUAUUUUACAGAACCAAUGGGAAGAUAAGGAGAGACCUCACCAAUAUCGUAUUUGGCUUUCGGACUAGGGAUGCUGAUGUGAUACUGCUGUAUGCCGAGAAGGAGCCAGAGUUCAUUACCAUUAGCAUUCAGAAUACAAAGCUAGUGUUUCAGCUGCAAAGUGGCAACAGCUUUUAUGUGCUGACCCUAGCUAGUUCACAGCCCGUGAAUGAUGGGAAAUGGCACAAAGUGAUUCUCUCUAUGACAGAACCCUUAUCCCAGUCAUCUAGAUGGCACAUUGAUAUAGAUGAUAAAAAAGACACUGCAACUAGUACAGUCGCCACAGGAAGCCUCAACUUCCUAAGAGAAGAAAUAGAUAUUUAUGUUGCCGACAAGGCUUUUGACAAUCUGGAUGGCCUAAGGGGAUGCAUGAGCACUAUAGAAAUCAGCGGCAUUUAUCUCUCAUACAUUGAAAAUUAUGAUGGUCACACUAAAAAACCUCAAGAAGAACAAUUCCUCAAAAUAUCUGCAAAUUCUGUUGUUACUGGCUGUUUGCAAUUGGAUGCCUGCAGCUCUGAUCCCUGUAUGUAUGAUGGGAUAUGUGAAGAUUUAUAUAGUUACUAUCGUUGUACAUGUCCCAAGGGAUGGACUGGCAGGCAGUGUGAAACCAACAUUGACGAAUGCUUUUCAAACCCCUGCGUUCAUGGAAACUGCUUGGAUAGAAUCGCAUCCUACAAGUGCAGUUGUGAUCCUGGUUAUACUGGAGUAAACUGUGAAGAGGACCUAGACAACUGCCAUGGUCACCUGUGUGCAAAUGGGGCAACUUGCAUAGAUGGAGUUAACACUUAUUCCUGCCUGUGUGCUGAUAACUUCACUGGAAAAUUUUGCAGGCACGCCAGGCUACCUUUUUCGGUCUGUGGGAAUGAGAAGAGAAAUCUCACUUGUUACAACUAUGGCAACUGUACUGAGCUCAAAGGCGAGUUGAGAUGUAUGUGUCUGCCAGGCUUUAGUGGAGAACGGUGUGAAACAGACAUUGAUGAGUGCAACUCUGAUCCAUGCAUGAAUGGAGGCCUCUGCCAGAACCUACUUAACAAAUACCAGUGCAUCUGUGAUGUAAACUAUGCUGGUGACCGCUGUGAGGUAGAUUUGACAGCUGACUUGAUCUCGAACAUAUUCACCGCCAUUGGCUCAGUAUCGUUGGCCUUGUUAUUGAUCCUCUUCUUGGCAGUUGUUAUUUCCAUCAUAGCUGCUAACAAACGGGCAACUCAAGGGACCUACAGCCCCAGCCGGCAGGAGAAAGAGGGAUCCCGUGUGGAGAUGUGGAACAUGGUGCAGCCACCACCGAUGGAAAGAUUGAUAUAGCAGAAAACACUCCUCUGUGCUACACACUGGCAGGCAUCUGGCUGAAAGGAAAUAGAGUAAAUAUGAUGGAAUGGUGGUUAAUUUUGUUUUUCAUACCAAGGAAUAUGUGAUGACUUUAGAGGCUGUUGAAAAUAUUUGGCAUUUAAUCCAAUAAUCUUAAAGGUCUUUAGUAUUUGAGUGAACUGAUGCCAGCUUCUUGGACUUCUUGAACUUGGACCAGCUUCUCAAAGGACAAUUUUGUUUGCACUGGAAUUUUCAGCCUUGGUAAUCAGCAGUACGCCUUACAGAGUGUAAUGGCUUCUGGGAAACAUGUAAGUGCCUGUCUCUCAGAGUUUGAACCACAGCUUCUGUUUUGCUUUUCCCUUUGACAGCCUAAUGAUCAUUGUUGCAGAAGACAACACAGAGAAAUAAAAUAAGCCUGUACAAUAAAUACAUCAUAAUUAUGUCAUGAGAGGUAUUAGCA
This is a messenger RNA of Chelonoidis abingdonii (Abingdon island giant tortoise), 4845 nucleotides long. It is a transcript of the gene CRB1, whose product is annotated as crumbs cell polarity complex component 1. The record is from RefSeq and is a predicted model, not a curated record. Gene Ontology annotation, molecular function: calcium ion binding. Lineage: Eukaryota; Metazoa; Chordata; Testudines; Testudinidae.